Molecule: messenger RNA, 3225 nt
Organism: Merops nubicus (carmine bee-eater)
Lineage: Eukaryota; Metazoa; Chordata; Aves; Coraciiformes; Meropidae
Gene: ZNF423
Product: zinc finger protein 423
Exons: 1
Biological process (GO): regulation of transcription by RNA polymerase II
Cellular component (GO): nucleus
Molecular function (GO): DNA-binding transcription factor activity, RNA polymerase II-specific; RNA polymerase II transcription regulatory region sequence-specific DNA binding
Source: RefSeq, a predicted model, not a curated record
GAUGGUGAUGACGACCCACAACUCUCCUGGGUGGCUUCAUCUCCCUCCAGCAAAGAUGUUGCAUCACCCACUCAGAUGAUAGGAGAUGGGUGUGAUCUCGGCAUCGGGGAGGAGGAAGGGGGGACUGGCCUGCCGUAUCCCUGUCAGUUUUGUGAUAAGUCCUUCAUUCGCCUGAGCUACCUUAAAAGGCACGAGCAGAUCCACAGUGACAAACUACCUUUCAAAUGCACCUACUGUAGCCGGCUUUUUAAGCACAAGAGAAGUAGGGAUCGCCACAUAAAGCUUCACACCGGGGAUAAAAAGUACCAUUGCCAUGAGUGCGAGGCUGCGUUCUCUCGCAGCGACCACCUCAAAAUCCACCUGAAAACCCACAGCUCCAGCAAACCAUUCAAGUGCACUGUGUGUAAACGUGGGUUUUCAUCUACCAGCUCAUUGCAGAGUCACAUGCAAGCUCAUAAAAAGAACAAGGAACAUAUGGCAAAGACUGAGAAAGAGGUGAAGAAGGAUGAUUUUAUGUGUGAUUACUGUGAAGAGACAUUCAGUCAGACUGAAGAUUUGGAGAAGCACGUAAUGACACGCCACCCACAGCUUUCCGAGAAGGCAGAUUUGCAGUGUAUUCAUUGCCCUGAAGUAUUUGCAGACGAAAACUCGCUGCUCUCACACAUUCAUCAAGCCCAUGCCAACAAAAAACACAAGUGCCCUAUGUGCCCGGAGCAGUUUUCUUCAGUGGAGGAAGUCUAUUGCCACUUGGACAGCCACAGACAGCCUGACUCCAGCAAUCACAGCAUCAGCCCUGACCCAGUCUUGGGGAGCGUGGCGUCCAUGAGCAGUGCGACGCCCGACUCCAGCGCAUCGGUGGAAAGAGGUUCCACCCCAGAUUCGACAUUAAAGCCUUUGAGAGGACAAAAGAAAAUCAGGUCUGUGGACAGAGAGGAUGGCCAGAACUGGUCUAAAGUUACUUACAGCUGCCCCUACUGCUCAAAGCGUGACUUCAACAGCCUUGCUGUUCUGGAGAUCCACCUGAAGACCAUUCAUGCAGACAAACCUCAGCAAAGCCACACGUGCCAGAUCUGCCUUGAUUCCAUGCCUACACUGUACAACUUGAAUGAACAUGUGAGAAAGGUGCACAAAAACCAUGCAUAUCCCAUGAUGCAGUUUAGCAACAUUUCUGCCUUUCACUGUAACUACUGCCCGGAGAUGUUUGCAGAUAUCAAUAGCUUACAAGAGCACAUCCGUAUUACUCACUGUGGCCCAAACGCUACCCCUCAAGAUGGCAACAACGCUUUCUUCUGUAACCAGUGCUCCAUGGGCUUUCUGACUGAAGCGACCUUGACUGAGCAUAUUCAGCAGACUCACUGCAAUGUAGGAAAUUCAAAAUUGGAUUCCCCUGUCAUUCAGCCAACACAGUCUUUUAUGGAAGUUUAUUCAUGCCCUUAUUGCACAAACUCCCCCAUUUUUGGCUCCAUCCUGAAGCUUACAAAGCAUAUUAAAGAAAACCACAAGAACAUUCCUCUGGCACACAAUAAGAAGUCAAAAGCAGAGCAGAGUCCAGUUUCUUCUGAUGUUGAAGUCUCUUCCCCUAAAAGGCAACGGCUUUCUGCUAGCGUAAACUCAGUGUCUAAUGGUGAAUACCCAUGUAAUCAGUGUGAUCUGAAGUUCUCAAAUUUUGAAAGUUUUCAGACCCAUUUAAAGUUGCAUUUGGAGUUGCUGUUGAGGAAACAGUCUUGCCCUCAGUGUAAAGAAGACUUUGAUUCCCAGGAGUCCCUUCUGCAACAUCUCACUGUACAUUACAUGACAACUUCAACUCAUUAUGUAUGUGAGAGCUGUGACAAACAGUUCUCUUCGGUGGAUGAUUUGCAGAAGCAUUUGUUGGACAUGCAUACUUUUGUGUUGUAUCACUGCACCCUUUGCCAAGAAGUUUUUGAUUCCAAGGUAUCUAUCCAAGUGCAUCUGGCAGUCAAACAUAGCAAUGAAAAGAAGAUGUAUCGCUGCACAGCUUGUAACUGGGAUUUUAGGAAGGAGGUGGAUCUCCAGAUCCAUGUGAAGCACAGUCACUUGGGGAAUCCAUCAAAGUCUCACAAAUGCAUCUUCUGUGGUGAGACCUUUAGCACAGAGGUAGAACUGCAGUGCCACAUCACAACCCACAGCAAAAAGUACAACUGCAAGUUCUGUAGCAAAGCUUUUCAUGCCAUCAUCUUGCUUGAAAAGCACUUGCGGGAAAAACACUGUGUUUUUGAUGCUAGCGCUGAGAAUGGUACAGCUAAUGGCAUGACCCCAACCAGUAAGAAAACAGAAGGGGGAGACAUCCAGAACAUGUUAAUGAAGAAUCCAGAUACUUCCAACAGCCAUGAAGCCAGUGAGGAUGAUGUAGAUGCUUCUGAGCCCAUGUAUGGCUGUGACAUUUGUGGGGCUGCCUACACUAUGGAGGUCCUCUUGCAGAACCACCGUUUAAGAGAUCAUAACAUCAGGCCUGGGGAGGAUGACUGUUCUAGGAAAAAAGCAGAAUUCAUCAAAGGUAGCCACAAGUGUAAUAUCUGCUCACGGACCUUUUUCUCAGAAAAUGGCCUGAGAGAGCACAUGCAGACCCAUCGAGGCCCAGCUAAGCACUACAUGUGCCCCAUCUGUGGGGAGCGCUUCCCAUCACUCUUGACCUUGACGGAGCACAAAGUCACUCACAGCAAGAGUUUGGAUACAGGGACGUGUCGGAUCUGCAAAAUGCCACUGCAGAGCGAGGAGGAAUUUAUCGAGCACUGUCAGAUGCAUCCAGAUCUCAGAAACUCCCUCACUGGGUUUCGCUGUGUUGUCUGCAUGCAGACAGUCACCUCUACCCUUGAGCUGAAAAUUCAUGGGACGUUUCAUAUGCAGAAAUUGGCAGGCAACUCUGCAACCUCGUCGCCCAAUGGCCAGGCCUUGCAAAAACUCUACAAGUGUGCGUUGUGCCUGAAGGAGUUCCGGAACAAGCAGGACUUGGUAAAGUUGGAUGUGAACGGCCUUCCCUAUGGCCUGUGCGCCGGAUGCAUGACCAGGAGCACCAAUGGACAGUCUUCGAGCUUGACUCCACAGGAGGUGAAUGAGAGACCAUGUGGCAGUCUGAGGUGUCCAGAGUGUAGUGUCAAAUUUGAAAGCGCUGAAGACCUAGAGAGCCACAUUCAGGUAGACCACCGAGACCUAACGCCUGAGACAAGUGGCCAGAGGAAAGGCACUCAGACAUCCCCUGUUCCCAGA